Molecule: messenger RNA, 3204 nt
Organism: Frankliniella occidentalis (western flower thrips)
Lineage: Eukaryota; Metazoa; Arthropoda; Insecta; Thysanoptera; Thripidae
Product: choline-phosphate cytidylyltransferase A-like
Exons: 10
Coding region: 437-1621 (394 amino acids)
Biological process (GO): CDP-choline pathway
Molecular function (GO): phosphatidylcholine binding; choline-phosphate cytidylyltransferase activity
Source: RefSeq, a predicted model, not a curated record
UGGCGCCGGUGUACCACGCAACCAGCAUCACUUCACCACAUCACCCGGUGUGACGUAGGCCGACCGAUGACGUCGCCGGCGCAGUGACCGGUGCGGCCAACCGGCAGAUCAAUACGGCAAGCGGGCGGGGCGAUCGCCGCGGCUGGAGUUCGGCGAGUUUGGGCUUGUCAGUCCGCAGCCGGGUCGGCUGUCAAUGCGUGGCCCUGGUCCCUGCCGCUGUCCACACUCUCGUUACCAUGGAGUAGCCGCCCAGCCUUCUUGCUGCCAGCAGCCAGCUGACAGUCCCUUGGCACGUACGGGACGCACGCACACUCACCCCCUUCGCCCCGUCCUGUCACCUCACGCUCAAUAUUUUGUGAUACUCACCUCUCUCGGCCGCAGCUCGUUGGCCAGAACCUGUGCCUAGCCCGCACGUCACACAGUCCGUUAGUCACGGAUGCUGCUCCAGCCCGCCAGUCCGCAGGCGCGUAGUCCGGCUGGAGACAAUCAAAGAGAGGCAACUCAAUCAGUAAAGAAGAGACUUAGUAUAAUGUCAAGGAAAAGAAUGCGUGAAGAAGAGGCCAGCAUUACGUCCACUGACUGCCAAACAGAGUCCAACCACACAUCACCUAAUGGACAGUUCGGGAUAAGUUCUGUCCGAAGUAUGGCACCAUUUAGUGAUGAUCCAGAAGCUAUAGCCAUCAGAGAAAAAGUGGAUUAUAGUGUACGAAUUACCUUAAAACAAGCAAAGGCUGGUAAUGCCCCUAGGCCUAUUAGAGUUUUUUCUGAUGGAAUUUAUGAUCUAUUCCAUCAGGGGCAUGCAAGACAACUUUUACAAGCCAAAAAUUUAUUUUCCAAUGUCUAUCUUAUAGUUGGUGUCAAUGGAGAUGCACAAACACACACUAAAAAGGGUCGUACAGUUAUGACUGAGGAGGAAAGAUUUGAAGCUGUCCGACACUGCCGAUAUGUAGAUGAAAUUGUUAGAGAUUCUCCAUGGGAAUUGGAUGAUGAAUUUCUGAAUAAGCACAAGAUUGAUUUUGUUGCUCAUGAUGACAUUCCCUAUGUCACAGAAGAUUGCACAGAUGUUUAUAGCCUUUUAAAGGAAAGGGGCAUGUUUGUGGCUACAGAAAGGACUGAAGGUGUAUCUACUUCAGAUAUUGUUGCAAGAAUUGUCCGUGACUAUGAUGUUUAUGUCAGGCGAAAUUUGGCUCGUGGUUACAGUGCCAAAGAGCUCAAUGUCUCCUUUUUAAAUGAAAAAAAGUUCCGUCUUCAAAAUAAAAUGGAUGAACUGAAGGAUAAGGGGAAGCGUGUCAUGGAAAAUAUUGGAGAAAAACGUAUUGAUAUGAUUCAAAAAUGGGAAGAGAAGUCCAGAGAUUUUAUUGAUACUUUUCUUUUACUGUUUGGAAGGGAAGGCAGAUUGUCACAUAUUUGGAAUGAAGGAAAAGGAAGGCUGAUGCAGGCUCUAUCCCCACCAUCAAGCCCAGCAAGAGGUGAUGACAAUUCCACAAGUGGGGAUGAAGCUUGCCCUCCUCCUCCCAAAGCAUGCCGUCUUGAAUUUUCUGCUGGAUCAAGUCGUAGUCGUUCCUCAGCUGCUCUUUCAGAUGACUACUCAGAUGAUGAAGCACCCACAGGUGGUAUAUGAUAAUAGUUUAAAGGAAAUUCUUUUUAAAAAUGAUGAAUUGAAGUUCAUAGAAGAUUUUGAGAAAUAGUCAUUGCUGAUAUAUUACCAUUGUCUAGUAUUGUUAACAAUGAUUGAUUGUUAUAAAUAAAUGCAGGGAGUUUUAUAUGCCUUUAUCUAAUCCAUUGUUUUAUAAUGGUUUUACAUGAAGCUUUGGCAAACCAGUCAAAAGCCUAAAUUGUCAGUACUGUAAAAUGAUCCAUCUAUUGGAUGCAAAAUUUUAUAUUUAUUCGUCUGAUGAUUCUCUCAUCAUAUUGUGAUGAAAACAAACUUUCCUAUUCCUGUUUUCAUUUGUCUUUUUAGAGAUCGGUUUUUAAUAUGAUUAGUAACCUAUUCUCUUGAGCAGUUGAGCCUACUGUUAGAUUGAAUCCUUUGCACAAAAUUUGUAAAUGGCGUAUCUCAAGUCUUGACUGGUAGGCAGUGUUGGGUACAUAGCGCAUCGUAGCCAAUGUGUAUUCUGCCUAUUUAGAAAUGUUCUUAUGACCAUAGAUAAAAGGAAGGUGGUCAUAACUUGUAUCUACUUAGACAUAUAAUCAUUUUGCAGAUAAAUUUACGGUCUUUAAUUAUGCAGCUAUGUUCAGUAAAAUAUGUCUGGUUGUACAUUUGUUCCUAUUGUGGACCAUUUAGGGUUUCAUAUUCAGUACAAACAUUACUUUGGCAGAUUUCUUGCUACAUAUGUUUACAAUUUUUAGCGUUAAAUCAUACCAAGACAAUUACCAGACAAUAAUCAUAUGUGGUCAGAGGGAGUCUGUUGUUCUUCAUUCAGGCCAAUUAAUCUUACAAUUGAUGCUUGAUACCUUUGCUUUGUGAAAUCAAUACGAGAUUAUGAUUUCUUAGGCUGCAAUGUGUUAAAACAAUUAAAAGGGUAGCAAGUUUAUGGCACAGCUUGUAUAGUUUUGCAGUGUGUUUUUCUGUCUCCAUAUAGUGCACUGUCUCACAUGCACAUUGGAAGGUUGUUAUCCACUUUUUCAGCCUUUAUAAAUGUAACAAAGAGAUCUGUCUUUACAUUUGUUGGUAGCACCUAAUUGGCAGGGUUUGAAAAAUAGGGCAAAGCUUGCUACAUUAUUGAUUAUUGUGACUUGUCAAUCACACAUGUUCAUGAAAAGUGUUAAGUUCCUGUUUCUUGUUAACAUUCCAUGAAACUGUUGGCAUCUGGUAACAUUUUAACUAUAGUUGCUUUUGUUUAUAUGUAGUGCACAAGGUAAAUAAGUAAACAUAAGCAACAUCUUUUUUAUGAAAUGAAAUUGAACUUGUCUAUCUCAAGUUUGUCUGUUUUUAUUGUGAUUCCCUACCUCAAAUCUAAUGAAUUCUCAUGAUUUGUUGUACCAGUCAUUCUUAUGGCAUUGUUCAGUAAAACUAUUUUGUUAAAAUUUCCUACCCUUUAAAUAAGUUCCAAGGGGACAUCUGGAAGUUUUAUUGUGACUGAUGGGGUUUUCACAUCAUUUGGUUUCUAAUCGAUGUGCUGUGCAUAGCAAAUAGAGUUAAUGUUUACUGAGUAUAUUAUUUAAUGAUAUUUUGUCUUAAUAUAUUGAAUUUGACCAAAUCCA